Messenger RNA from Purpureocillium lilacinum, 2274 nucleotides. NCBI's taxonomy places the organism in Eukaryota, Fungi, Ascomycota, Sordariomycetes, Hypocreales, Ophiocordycipitaceae. The record is from RefSeq and is a predicted model, not a curated record.
AUGCUUGUCUAUACUGGGUGUACCACCUGCAAAGAGCAGGCACCAGUUUUGUUGAUGGCUCACAAGUUUACCGCUUUCUGGAGAAGGGCUGGGGAAAGUGUUGGUCUUGUCGGGAAGUUGCAGUCACUUUUCAAGGUCCGGUCCAAACCUCACGGCGCGUGUGAUGUGGUAAAACUAACUCCAAGCCAGCAUCGGGGUGACAGACAACUCUGCGAGUUUCUCGACGACGCUAGGCGUUUCAUUCUUGCUAACGCUUACGCUAUUGACUCUACACCACUCCAGCUAUAUUCCUCUCUCCUCAUCUUUUCGCCGACAAGAUGCAGGGUACGCAACAUAUUUGAAAGCAAUCUUGCGCGAUGCUUAGAUCUGCAACCAAAAGUAAAUGACGAUUGGGGCCAAUGCCUGCAAGUAAUUGAGGGCCAUGACGACAAGGUUAGCUCGGUAGCCUUUUCCCAUGACUCGGCUCUUGUGGCUUCGGGCUCCCACGACAAGUUAAUACGCCUCUGGCGUGUGGCCACGGGUCAGUGUAUACAGGUGCUUAAGGGCCAUAGCGACUUGGUCGCGUCGGUCAUCUUCUCGCAUGAGUCCGCGCUCGUUGGGUCAGGGUCUUGGGAUAAGACAGUACGACUCUGGCGUGCUGCCACGGGCGAGUGCGUGCAGAUAAUUGACGGCCAUGACGGCUGGGUUACGUCAGUGGCCUUCUCGCACGACUCAGGGCUCGUAGCAUCGGGCUCCUAUGAUACGACUAUCCGCCUCUGGCGCACUGCCUCGGGCAAGUGCGUGCAGAUCCUCAAGGGCCAUGACAACUCGGUUGAAUCGGUGGCUUUCUCGCACGACUCAGCGCUCGUGGUAUCGGGAUCGCGGGACAAGACGAUCCGCAUCUGGCGUGCUGCCACCGGAGAGUGUACGCGGAUCCUCAAGGGCCACGUCGACUGCGUCUGGUCGGUGGCAUUCUCGCACAAUUCGGCCCUCGUGGUGUCAUCGAGUUCUAAUGACAAAAUGAUACGUCUCUGGUGUGCGGCUACCGGUGAUUGCGUGCGGACGCUUAAGGGCCCUGACGGCUACUCAUUCGAAUCCGUCGCCUUUUCGCACGACUCAGCUCUCGUAGCAUCAGGUUCCAACGAUAAGACGAUAUCACUCUGGAGUGUUGCCACAGGCGAGUGUGUGCAGUCGCUUAAGGGCCAUGGGGACUGGGUCGCGUCCGUUACGUUCUCGGACGACUCGGCGCUCGUGGCCUCGGGCUCCUCUGACAAGACUGUUCGGCUAUGGCGCGUGGUCAUACGUGAGUUCGUGGAGACGGUCGAGGGUCAUGACAACCAAGUUACGUCUAUCGUAUUCUCGCACGACUCUACGCUCAUUGCGUCAGGGUCUUGGGAUAAGACAAUAAGACUCUGGCGUGCGGCCACGGGCGAGUGCGUGCAAACGCUUAGGGGGCACGCUGGCCCGGUGACGUCUGUGGCCUUCUCGCACGACUUGGCGCUCGUGGUGUCGGGCUCCGGGGAUAAGGCAAUAUAUCUCUGGAGCGUGGCGACAGGCGAGUGCGUGCAGACGCUCAAGGGCCAUAGCGACUCAGUCUGGUCCGUAGAGUUCUCGCACAACAAGACACUAGUAGCGUCAGGUUCGCGCGACAAGACCAUACGCCUCUGGCGUGUCGGCCCGGACCACUGCGGCGAAUGUGUGCAGACGCUCAAGGGCCAUGCCCACUGGGUCACGACCGUCGCAUUCUCGCACGAGUCGGCGAUGCUAGCUUCGGGCUCGGGCGAUACGACGAUCCGGCUCUGGCGAACCGAUACAGGCCAGUGCUUGCAGACGCUUAUGGGCCAUGGUGGAUGGGUCAACUCAGUGGCGUUCUCGCAUGACUCAGCGUUGAUGGCGUCGAGCUCCAACGACAAGACAUUAAGAGUCUGGCACGUUGCCACGGGCGCUUGCGUGCAAACGCUCAACAUUGAAUUUGUUCCAGCCCGCGUCUCAUUUGAAUCCGGCACUUCAUGCUUGCUGACAGAUUAUGGCAUUGUCGAUAUUCAAACGAUGAUCCCUAAAAGCUGCAAGGCUGAGCGUUUUAUUGAUCCUCACCCUCUCUGUCGAUCAAUUUGUGGCAUAAGCAAAGACAGUUGCUGGAUCACAUGGAAUGGACAAGACUUAUUUUGGCUGCCGAAAGAAUAUCGGCCGUCUGCCUCAGCCAUCUCAGGGUCGACAGUCGUAAUUGGAUGCAGCUCCGGGAGGGUAAUAGUAUUAGCAUUUUCCCAGGAUGACAUCACGCCUAUGGAACUUUAA